Molecule: messenger RNA, 858 nt
Organism: Fimicolochytrium jonesii
Lineage: Eukaryota; Fungi; Chytridiomycota; Chytridiomycetes; Spizellomycetales; Powellomycetaceae
Exons: 1
Biological process (GO): carbohydrate metabolic process
Cellular component (GO): membrane
Molecular function (GO): chitin deacetylase activity
Source: RefSeq, a predicted model, not a curated record
CCCGCCAACCAGUGCGUGCGCACGGCCCCCACCGCCGCCUUCAACGCCGACAUCGUCAGCUGCCCCAAAGCCAACACCUGGGGCCUCACUUAUGACGACGGCCCAACCUCCAACAUCGUCAACGGCGUGCACAACCCCGACACCGCCGCCAUCCGCACCGCCCUCGACGACCUGAACGUCAAAGCCACCUUCUUCGUCUGCGGAACAGGCGUCAGAAGCCUCCCCGCUCAAGUCGUCAACUCCUUCAAGGCUGGCCACCAGAUUGCCGUGCACACAUGGACCCACCACCCUCUCACAUCCCUCACCAACGCGCAGAUCGUCGCAGAGAUCAAGUACACCGAGGCCGCCAUCUACGAGGUCAUCGGCGUCGUGCCCACCCAUUUCCGACCCCCGUACGGCGACAUCGACGACCGUGUCCGCGCCAUCGCCUCGGCCCUCGGAUACAAAACAGUCAUCUGGGGCGUCGACUCCCUGGACGCCGACGUGGCCGCCACCCCCGCCAACGCCGCGACCGUGCAAGCGCGCAUCGAAUCGUGGUUCAAGGCCGGCCCCGGGUUCAUCUCCCUUGAACACGACAUCUCCACAUUCACGUCGGGAAUCGCCGUCAACGCGCUUGCGGAGGUCAAGAAACAGGUUGCGGCCGGCACGUUCCCGUUGACGAUCAACUCGGUCGCACAGUGUGUGGGUGAGAGCGGGUACUGGAAUGCGAACGUUUCUGCGGCGGGGACUUCGGCGUCCAUCGCUUCGGCGACCUCGACUACCACCUCCACUACCACUACCUCCACUACCACCUCGACCGCCACAACCACCACCACCACCUCCUCCUCUACCACCACCACCUCCACAUCUACGACUUCC